CAACCCAAGGACCGACCCAUCCAAAUCAGUUCCGUCACGUCUCUUCCUCUCCCGUCUCCGCAGACGCCUCCCUUUUCUUCUCACUCCACUCCGCCGCCCGGAUUCAGAGCGAGAGGAGGCGGAGAGGGCGGACAUGGCGGCGAUGUUGGUGGGCGCGCUGCGGAGGGGAAGUGGAUGCCGCGGCGGCUUGCGCCUUAUCGCUCAUUCGCUUCGCAGAUUCGUGAGCACGCUCGUCGUAGCGGAGCACGAAGGCGGGUUCGUCAAGCCGUCGUCGCUGAGCGCAUUGGCCGCCGCGGAGGCCAUUGCCAAGGACAACAAAGUUUCUGUCCUGCUGGGUGGUUCCGGGCCGGCGCUUCACAAGGCCGCCGACCAUGCCGCGUGCAGCCAUCCACUGGUGUCUGAGGUGCUCGUGGCCGAUUCGGAAGCCUUGGCGCAUCCUCUGGCUGAACCCUGGGCCGAGCUACUCCGUUCCGUUCAGCAGAAAGGAGGCUACUCUCAUGUCAUAGCUUCAUCCACAUCAUUCGGGAAGAAUUUGCUUCCACGUGCUGCGGCUCUCCUUGAUGUGUCCCCUGUUACUGAUGUCACCGCUGUAAAGGAGCCACACGUCUUUGUGAGGCCAAUUUAUGCUGGAAAUGCACUUUGUACUGUGAAAUAUACUGGAGAGGGGCCUUGCAUGAUGAGUAUUAGAUCAACUUCAUUUUCCCCAGCUACUGAGGCUAUGUCUGAAACAAAGGUUGCACCUAUCACCCAGGUUGAUCUCUCUUUCCUCAGUGAAGGGAAAUCUACAUGGGUGAAUCUGACAUCACAAGACACGGAGCGGCCUGAUCUUGCAAAUGCACCCGUAGUAGUCACCGGAGGCAGAGGUUUAAAAAGUGCUGAAAAUUUUAAAUUGUUGGAGCAGCUUGCUGAGAAACUUGGCGCAGCAGUGGGUGCGACUCGGGCUGCUGUUGAUGCAGGUUAUGUUCCAAAUGACCUUCAGGUAAGACUGCUAGUCUACCAUGAGUUUUGUAUAAUGCCUUGUACUGCUGUCAUUCUAGCCUCAUUACCACCAUGCUCAACAUCUCAUCUUCUUCUCCAAGUUCAUUGCUGUCUUCCUUUUCUGAACAACCAUAGCGGUCAUUCCCUAGUCGUUUUAUUCAUGCAAUGUGUUUUCCGUCCACAGGUUGGUCAGACGGGGAAAAUCGUUGCGCCGGAUCUUUAUAUGGCUUUUGGAGUAUCCGGAGCAAUACAACACUUGGCAGGAAUGAGAGACUCGAAGGUCAUUGUGGCUGUUAAUAAAGAUGCUGAUGCCCCCAUAUUUCAGGUUGCAGAUUACGGACUGGUUGCUGAUCUGUUCGAGGUUCUGGAUGAGUUAUUGAAGAAGAUCCCAGAGAAGAAAUAAGUGGCCGUUAUUAGCUCUUCACUCCUGCAUGUUCAUUUGCCCAUGUGGCGCUAAUAAGAUCUCACGAUGUCAAUCCCGUAAAAUCUGUAAUGCUCUAUUUGGAUGUCGAUAUUGAAAGGUAUGAAUUGAAUUGGGUUCAAUACUAAAUCAGCUAUGGUAUUAAAAUUAGAUGUAAUUCAAACUCUAUUGUUUGGAUGUCUCUGAAUUAGAGUUUGGAAUUAUGUGGUCUAAUUAUAUGCAAUACAGAGAGCUCAAGCUCUGUAUUGGGAGUGCGAGUUUGUUUUUA
Messenger RNA from Zea mays, 1667 nucleotides. Its product is annotated as Electron transfer flavoprotein subunit alpha mitochondrial. NCBI's taxonomy places the organism in Eukaryota, Viridiplantae, Streptophyta, Magnoliopsida, Poales, Poaceae. Bases 134 to 1381 code for a protein of 415 amino acids. The transcript has 7 exons. Gene Ontology annotation, biological process: fatty acid beta-oxidation using acyl-CoA dehydrogenase. Gene Ontology annotation, cellular component: mitochondrion. The record is from RefSeq and is a predicted model, not a curated record. Gene Ontology annotation, molecular function: flavin adenine dinucleotide binding; electron transfer activity.